Messenger RNA from Fusarium sp. VM40, 957 nucleotides. The record is from the annotation of a GenBank genome assembly. NCBI's taxonomy places the organism in Eukaryota, Fungi, Ascomycota, Sordariomycetes, Hypocreales, Nectriaceae.
AUGGAGAGCGCAAACACCAUGGAACAAAUCCUCUUCGUCCCAGAGUUAUUGGAGCUGAUCCUCUUGCAUCUCGACUCGAAAACUCUAUUAGUCUCUGCAUCUCGCGUAUGCCAUCACUGGGCCGCGACGAUGGCGGAAUCGCCCAGAAUCCAGCAAGCGCUGUUCUUUCAACCUGUGCCUUCAACAGCAGCGGAAAGGCCCGAGGCUUUUACGCUCAACCCAUUGCUGGUAGAGAAGUUUGGGAGGUGCUUCUUUGAUAUCGAUCGCAAGUAUACGUAUCUACGAAGAGCAGAUUCCUUCUUUCGGUUACCUUGGGCCCCCGAGGGUGCGACUGCAGAACAAGGUCCAGCGAGGAGCCUGUCUGUUUUGGAAAAGACACCGCGUCUUGAGAACUUCACCUCGAGCAGCUCUAGUUGGCGGCGGAUGCUUGUUUCUCAACCGCCGCCACCGUCGUUGGGAUACUUGAAGCUCGACACUGUGGAUAUCUGGUUUCACGAAGUACACACUACUAUUAUCGAGCCACGCUCUCCUUCACGAGGUGUCAGCAUGGGCCAGUUAUACGACAUGGUGCACAGCACGACAUGCCAGUCGGAGAACUACGCCACCUGGUACCGGAUCAGCUGGGACAAGCCGCGCGGGUCUCACCAGACGGAGCGGUGCCGGGAUGAGUGCGAGCAGUUGCUGCGCAAGACGAGCGUGGUGGUUGAGUUCUACAGCAAAGACGCGGGGGACUGGGACUGCGGACCGUGGGAUAUAAGCAGCGUGCGGGAGGCGUUUAGGUGUGGUAAUUGCUGCGGUGACAAGGUAGAGAACCUGGUAGAGGCUGAGCUGGCGGAGUUUGAGCCGCUGGGGCUGGAUGUGUUGACGUCGAUUUGGUGGCAUAAUGAGGAGGAUAUUUCAGCUGUUGAUGUGGAGGGCUAUGGGUAUGGUAAAUGGCCUCGAGAGUAUCAGGUCUGA